AUGACAACGUGGACAUAUUGCUCCUUCUGCGUAGCUUCAGCAUCGGGCGUUACUGCCACAGCUCUCUUCUUUCUCUUGCCUCUCCUUCCUGGUCGCUGUUUCUUUCCCUGCCUGGGCAAGGUAGAUACGGAGGGCCGCCACUUCCGCCAGGGCCGCUUGAUGGACGACUCAUCAGACGAAGAGCUCUUCAGCACCGGUAUCAAUGCCUUGCCCCGUGAUGUCAUUUUCGACGAUGUCGCCAACAGCAAGUACGGACGCAACGACGCUCUAUCCCCGGUGGACCACUUCCCUCCCGGUGUCAGCACAAAGGCAAUACCAAAUGUAAUCCGCUUCAUAAACCGCUACGACAAGUCAGAGGCCCUCAUUUAUACCGACGGAGCCUGCCUCGACAACGGCGCCGCAAAGGCCCGCGGCGGCUGUGCAUUCGUCUUCAAGCCCACUUAUUCUGAGAAGGAGUCCGGUGUGGUCUCUUUGCGCCUCGAGGACCAGGGUCCGGGUGGCGAGGUUUACCAACACACCAGCAACCGCGCCGAACUGCGUGCCGUCAUCGCCGCAGUGCGGUUCCGCGAAUGGUACGGUGAGGGCUUCAAAAGUAUCGUCAUCGCUACGGACUCAACGUAUGUCGUCAAUGGUGCCACGGACUGGGUGCGUGCAUGGAUGCGCAAGGACUGGCAUUUGAGUACCGGCGGCCGCGUCAAGAAUCGUGACCUAUGGGAGACGCUUCUGCUCAGGAUCGAGCAGCUGAAGGCUAGGGGCAUGCAGGUUCGGUUCUGGAGAAUCCCGCGCCAGUGGAACGGCGAGGCAGAUAGGGCGGCCAAGGACGCUGCCGCCAAUCUCCCGGUGUCUGAGAAGUUUUGCGACGUCCAUGGUAUUCUUUGCUAA
Messenger RNA from Colletotrichum aenigma, 882 nucleotides. RefSeq names its product Ribonuclease H (gene rnhA-0). Bases 1 to 882 code for a protein of 293 amino acids. The record is from RefSeq and is a predicted model, not a curated record. The transcript is spliced from 2 exons. Gene Ontology annotation, biological process: DNA replication, removal of RNA primer. Gene Ontology annotation, molecular function: RNA-DNA hybrid ribonuclease activity; nucleic acid binding. Lineage: Eukaryota; Fungi; Ascomycota; Sordariomycetes; Glomerellales; Glomerellaceae.